Messenger RNA from Indicator indicator, 969 nucleotides. RefSeq names its product olfactory receptor 8I2-like. The record is from RefSeq and is a predicted model, not a curated record. Gene Ontology annotation, cellular component: membrane. The coding region runs from base 1 to 969 and encodes 322 amino acids. Gene Ontology annotation, biological process: sensory perception of smell; G protein-coupled receptor signaling pathway. NCBI's taxonomy places the organism in Eukaryota, Metazoa, Chordata, Aves, Piciformes, Indicatoridae. The transcript has a single exon. Gene Ontology annotation, molecular function: G protein-coupled receptor activity; odorant binding; olfactory receptor activity.
AUGGUCCCACAGCAGCUACAGGCUGGAGAAAACCUGACUCUCUUGCCUGGCUUUAUCCUCUUGGGUUUCCCUGAUGUCCCAGAGCUCCAACCCACCAUCUUCACCAUUUUCUUCUCUCUCUAUGUGUUCAUGGUGCUGGGCAACCUGACCAUGGUCCUGCUGAUCAGGGCUGACCCCCAGCUCCACACCCCCAUGUAUUUCUUCUUGAGCCAUUUAUCUCUCAUUGAUUUUUGCCUUUCCUCUGCCAUCAGCCCCAAAGCUCUGGAGACCUUCCUGCUAGGGAGAAGCCACAUCUCUUUCUGGGGUUGCAUUGCUCAGAUGUAUUUGUACCUUGCUCUGCUCAUCUCUGAGUGCUUCCUCUUGGGGGUGAUGGCUUACGACCGCUACGUGGCUGUGUGCAAGCCGCUGCUUUACGUCACCAUCAUGUCCAGGGCACGCUGCUGCAGCCUGGUGGUGCUGGUGUACACCACGGGCUUCCUCAGCUCCCUGAUGCACGCUGUCCUGGCAGGGAGGUUGUCCUUCUGCCAAGCCAGGAACAUCAAACACUUCUUCUGCGAGCUGCCCACCCUCCUGCAGCUCUCCUGCUCCGACACCCGCAUGAACGAGACCCUCCAGGCUGCCCACGCUGGGCUGAACAUCGUGAGCUCCUUCCUGAUGAUCCUGCUGUCCUACACCCACAUCCUCCACACCAUCCUGCAGAUCCCUUUGGCCAGGGGAAGGCUGAAAGCCUUCUCCACUUGCACUUCCCACCUGAUUGCCGUCACCAUCUUCUACGCCCCGGGGGUGGUUGCCUACCUUCAGCCUGGCCAGGGGUGCUGGUGGGAUGAGGCAAAGCUGCUCUCAACAUCUUACACCAUCCUGACUCCCAGCCUCAACCCUCUCAUCUACAGCCUGAGGAACAAGGAGGUGAAGGAGGCCCUGAGGAGGGUGUUGGGGAGGAAGCUGGGGCUGCAUCUCCCCGAGUUUUGA